AUGAACCGCCACUUGUCCACAUCCUCAAUACUGGUACUGUUGUCACUACAGUACACGAUCGCUUAUAUCCAAAAUACUGUCUGCCCACAGUGUGCUGGAGUGAACUCACAAUAUGGCAGUGGCUCGUACAAUGGAUACACAAAUAUCGACUCUAAUCCUUUGUCUUAUUUCAAUGGUCCGACAGAUUUCGGUAGUCAACUUGGAAAAGCUAUAGCUACACGAAUAAAUGAGGUCUCCUCAACGGACAACUCCGGGCGCCUGACGUUUGGCUCAUAUCCCACGUCCAGUUUCACCAACCAAGGUUUUGGCGGACAGAACUACGUCGUUCAACCAGACCUAUACCAACAAGCGCUCUCCGGCUACGGUACUCAAGGACUCGGCGGCUAUCCAACGAUGUCUUUCAAUAGUUUCCCUAACUAUGGAUUCGGCACAGGGCAACAAACUAUGCAAAAUAUGCUGCCGGGCACUAGCGGCUACUCAUUUGGUAACUUCAACAACCUCGGUGCUUCCACAUAUGGAACGAAUAGCUAUGGGAACUACGGUAGCUACGGUAUCCCCGACCCAAUCACAACUGGUGGCUCUGCUGGUGGUAGCUGUCCCUACUGUUUUGGCAAUAAGGGGGGUUUCAAAACGAAAAAGGCUAAACGUGCUUCGUCAAAAGAAAAGAAUUAG
Haemonchus placei is the source of this 672-nucleotide messenger RNA. The record is from the annotation of a GenBank genome assembly. NCBI's taxonomy places the organism in Eukaryota, Metazoa, Nematoda, Chromadorea, Rhabditida, Trichostrongylidae.